AUGCCGCUAGCAGCGACGGCGCCUCGGUCGAGACUGACGGCCACCAAGGCACGCCAACCCGUCGCAUCUUCCUCGGCUUCCUCUUCAGCAACCAUAUCGGCGCAUCCGACUUCCACCUCCGUCCGAUCCAGACCAGCCAAUGCAGCACCAAAUCAUUCGGUACCUUCACAACCGCCACCGUUGGCACUAGAGCUGCCACCUUCGCUUCCGACGCUCUCCGAGCUCGAAACAAUCAACGAGAUUAAGCCUAGCCCUCAACUCAUCGCUCGGCGCCUCAUCUCGCUAGCCCGCUCCUUUCUCGCUCUCAACGCCGAUCAAGAUUCCCAUGAUCCUUGGGAUUGGGAGAUCGACCUGUGCUCUGCCACCUUCUUCUCCAUCUACGCCGUGUGUCUCGACCCGUCGUCCACGGUCGCUCGCAGCACACUGGCGAGAUGCGCUCGUCACGGAGGCUUCAACAUCGUUCUCCCCUUCAGCCCUUCAGCCAGUGCAGCAUCGGCCAUCGUUUCUGCCUCCAGACUCAGCUCGCAGGAUCCUCACGAUACCGCAGGCGCUCACGCCUGCAUCCACAUCCUUCAGCAAGGCUCGGCCGCUACGUUUCAGGAUGCUGCAAGCGCAAGGGAGUACCGCGACGCUUGUCGCACCCUUGGCAGACCAUCCGAUGCACUCGAGGUCGCUCAUCUGCUCCGAGACAAGGCGCUUGGCAAGAGAAAAGCCAUUGAAUCGCCAAGCGACGAUAUGCCUCUACCGCAAAUCGUCUCGUCACAGUCGCGAUACCAGUCGCAGCUCCAGACCGACGAAGCAUACAGUGCAGCAAGUCGUGGUCGCAGUCAGCACGCGCAGACUGCAUUCAUCCAAGCCAUCGAGCUCGACCCUUUCAACUGGCGUGCCUGGGCCGGCCUCUGCGAUACCGGCUACGGCGCGGCCACCGCCAACAAGCACCUGGGCGCGUCCGCUCUCGAUCGCCUCUACUCUGGUUUGGUCGCUCAGGUGCAGGCGCCCUACAUAGCCAUGGAGUCUUCGAUCAAGUCGAGUGUGCCUUUCUCGACUGGACAAGCCGAGUCAUCCACCAUGAUCCGCAAGGUGUCGGAAGACGGCGCCAACAAGAAGCUCAAAGUGUCAUCAGAUGCUCCCCCCAUGCCUUCCUUGCCAUCUGGCCCUGCUCGCAAUGGUGCAUCAUCCAGACCCAUUGACAAAAUGACGGCGCCGCCUCUGCCUACCACAUCAGCCAGUGCGGUUACCGCAACACGUCUGCAUCCAGCUUCUCGAGCUCUAUCAGCCGCUCAGACCAACACGCAUCAUCUCGAGGCCGUGGUUGCCGACCAAGACGACGUCAAAGCAGCCAAAGUGGGCGGCAACGCUACUCGACCGACUCGACCAGCGGGCAUACGUACCGCAACCGUCGCUCCUCCCACAGCAGCAAAUGCACGCCAAUUACGCUCCACACGCGGCAAUACCGGCGCGCCAGCAUCAGCGACCACCGUUUCUCGUUCGGCGGCCGCUCCCAACAGAGCAGGCGCCACAAGUGCAGCCGGCAGCGUAUCAUCCACUUCGUCAGCCUCUUCAACCACGUCCAUGUCGUCCCGCGCGACCGUCUCGACCGCACGAACAGCCGUGUCCGCCAAGAGAGUUGCAUCUGGAGCGCCUGGUCAGACCGCAGCGCGCAGCACAGCCACCAAGCCUACCACUGCAUCCUCGGCGCGCACUGCUGCCGGAACAAACGGAGCCAGCGUUCAACAAAAGAGGACCACGGCUGCUCCCACCAGUCGCCUCGCAACCGCUGGCAACACGAGUCGCCCGGGAAGUGCCAUGUCCAAAGCCAGCUCCAGCUCGGCCGGCGGUGCCAACACAACUGUGCGAAGCAACGGUGCAUUCGCUUCCAGCCGCACAGCAGCCGAAGCCAUGCGUCUCAAGGAGGAAUCCGACGCCAGAGCCAAGCUCGAUUCGCUCAACGCACUUCGCGGAUCAAGCGUGCAUCAGCUUACAGCCAUGGCACAUCAGAAAGCCGCGGACAGGUACGUGCUUGCACUGCUCGCUCAGGUUGGCGAGGCAUAUCGGCUGUUGCGUCUGUGCGAAGGGGACAAAGCUGCAGCUGUUUUAUCGAUCCCGAUUCUUGCGGAGGCCAUUCCCGUUAUGGACAGCAAGCAGCAACCGCUCGAGUUGAACGGCGAAGCGUCCUCCAGCAGCAGCACAGCCGCCACCAUCUCCAUAACCGAAGCCACGCGAUUCCUCGAUCUCCAAGUCAAGGACAGCCUUCUCCAUCACCUCCUCUUGGCGCGAAGCUACGCCGAGAGCUCCCAAUACGCCUCUUCCGAAUCCCACUUCACGGCCGUCACCAAGCUCAACCCGUACAUCGCCUCCCACGUGGACAUCUUCUCCCUCGUCCUCUUCCACCUCUCCCGCGAAGUACGGCUCUCGGCACUAGCGCAGCACCUCUCGCUCAUCUCUCCCUCCACCGCUUCCACCCACAUUGUCGUCGGAAACGCAUUCUCGCUCCAGAAGGAGCACCAGACCGCGCUCGUCUGCUUCCAGCGUGCCGCAGCGUCGGCGCCGGACUAUGCGUACGCGUACACGCUCGCGGGCCACGAAGCGCACGAUCUGGGCAUGCACGACGAAGCGAUCGCCUACUUCCGUUCCGCCAUCCGGUGCGAUCGCCGGCACUGGAACGCCUGGGCCGGCCUGGGUCGCGUCUACCUCGGCAUCGGCGAACACGAACAUGCCGCGAGCAAGAGUCUCCAGCAGGCGAUCCACAUCAACCCCUCGAACCACAUCCUCUGGGAUCUGGUGGGGUGGACCUUUUCGCUCCUCAACGCUCCGGCCAAGGCGUUGGAGUGCUACGAUCGCGCCAUCGAGCUGGCACCGGGAGCGGGGGUGUUGACGUUGCUGAGGAGGGCGGAGCUGUUGCUGCAGCAUGGGGAUGCCGAGUCCAGCCAUCGGGAUUUGUGCAGGGCGUGCGAGCUGGCUCCGGAAGAAGCGAGUGUGCACAUCCUUCUGGCGCAGUCGUAUAUGAGGUUGGGCGGGGGCCAGUUCUGUCACCUGGAAGGUGGAAGUGGCAAGGCGGGCAGAGCGACAGGCACCAUGGUGUUGCCGACAAAGUACCACGCCGAGAUCACGCAUCAUCUGAGCGUCGCGGUGGAUCUAGACCCGACCCUGCUGCGCUUGGUCAAGAGCAUCUGCGAAGGGUACAAGAGUCUCCCGGGCAACAAGCUGGAGUUCAGCAUGAUGGAUUCCAUGGUCAGUGGACAGUCGGUCGACGAGAGUGGCGGAGAGUAUAGUGCCAGAGGUUACGAUGCGAGUGCGAUGGCGAACUCUACUCCGCACCACAUGUUUCAGUAUGGAUCAGCAGCGGCGGCGGCGGGAGCAGCGGGGAUGAUGAAUCCUCCGGCGGAUUUUGCGUCUACUCAUCCGAACCAUGAUGCAGGGAGCUUCUUGAACACUGCCAACUCGAGUUUGGAUAUUGUACUUCACGAUGCCGACGUCUCACUCUAG
Messenger RNA from Pseudozyma hubeiensis SY62, 3486 nucleotides. RefSeq lists its product as hypothetical. The coding region runs from base 1 to 3486 and encodes 1161 amino acids. Lineage: Eukaryota; Fungi; Basidiomycota; Ustilaginomycetes; Ustilaginales; Ustilaginaceae. Gene Ontology annotation, molecular function: protein binding. The transcript has a single exon. The record is from RefSeq and is a predicted model, not a curated record. Gene Ontology annotation, biological process: cell division.